CACAUGCCGUAAGAGCAAUACUGAAUAUGCACGCAGAGGCGCAACACGCAGAGGCCUUCUGAGGCAAGAGUGGCCGGGCUGACGGAAGAGAGGGGUUCAGGGACUCUGCAGGUGCCGCGGGUCAGCUUGCUGACGACGAACUCUGGGUCAUAGGAUCACAGGCGUUUGAUAAUCCCGGAGGAGUAAGUGGCCAAGAGCAGCCGACCUGAGCCUGACCAUGAGUGACGACGCGUCCACCGAGCCGGACUUCCACUGGAGAGGUAGCAGGCGGAAGUGCGGCGGUAUAAGCUAGACCCAAAGGCCGUAGUGUGCGAGUCGUCCAUGUAGAACAUAUAAGCCAACAGGAUCGUCCAUCCAGAGCUGUUCAACUCUCGAAGCAUCUACCAGUAGUCCAGUACUUGGCAAACUAGACCAACAGAUAGCAACAACUUACAAGUAUAUCAUCGAAAACCAAGCAGCAACCAUGAGCGGGAACAUCGCUGUCACGGGGAUCCCCACGACUCCUGACUCGAACGGAGCCGUCCCCCUCCGUCGCGAGAUCCGAGACUUGCAGCAAAACUUCCCCGAUCAAUUCAACCUGCUGAUCCUGGGACUCAAGGCCCUGGAAAGCCAGGACGAGGGCAAGCUGACAUCGUACUACCAGAUCGCGGGGAUCCACGGCAUGCCGUUCAAGCCCUGGAACGGCGUGGGUAGCGACACGGACUGGCAGACCAGCAGCGGCUUUGGAGGCUACUGCACGCACUCAUCCAUCCUGUUCCUGACUUGGCAUCGGCCGUAUCUUGCCCUGUUCGAGCAAUCCCUGUACAACGUCGUCCAAGAGGUCGCGAAGCAGUUCCCUCAGGGCCCGCUUCGUGACAGGUACACGCAGGCGGCCCAGACCUUCCGCGCCCCGUACUUCGACUGGGCGAGCCAGCCGCCGCGGGGAACCUCGGCGUUCCCAAGCGUGCUGUCGACGCCUAACAUCCGUAUCGUCGACGUCGACGGCAAGACCAAGUCCGUCCCAAACCCCUUGUACCGCUUCAGCUUCCACCCGGUGAACCCGUCCCCGGAUGACUUCUCGGAGGAGUGGAGCCGCUACCCGACAACGGUACGGCACCCGGACCCGACAACGGGCCAGUCGCGGGACAACCGCAUCGGGCCGAUCCUGGCCAACGAGUUGGCCUCGCUGCGCAGCAACGUCGGCCUGCUGCUGCUGUCGUAUACCAACUUCGACGCCUUCAGCUACAACCGCUGGGACCCCAGCGCCAAUCCGGGCGACUUCGGCAGCCUGGAGGACGUGCACAACGAGAUCCACGACCGCACCGGCGGCGACGGCGGCCACAUGUCGUCGCUGGAGACGUCGGCCUUCGACCCGCUGUUCUGGCUGCACCACGUCAACGUCGACCGCCUGUGGGCCAUCUGGCAGGACCUGAACCCGGACAGCUACAUGUCCCCCCGGCCCGCGCCGUCCUCGACUUUCACCGCCCCAAGCGGCGAGUCCCAGACCCAGGACACACCGCUGGAACCCUUCUGGGACAAGUCGGCCACUAGUUUUUGGACGUCGGCCCAGAUCAGGGACACGCGCACCACCUUCGGCUAUGCCUACCCGGAGACGGCGCGCUGGCGCUUUCCUCCGGACCAGCAGGCGUACCAGGCGGCCCUCCGCCGUGCGGUGGCCGCGCUGUACGGCACCAACGUGUUUGCCAACUUUGUCGCCAACGUCGCGCAGCGCAGGGAGGAGCACGCGCUCGAUAUGUCGGCUUUGGUUACCCACUCGGAGAAGACGACGGCUGAUGACGCUGCGCAGGAGAACAAAACGGAAGAAGAAGAAGGAAAAGAAGGCCCCAUCCCCCGCUCCCUGCAACACCUCGCCCCAAACAACACCUACACCGAGUGGGUCGUCCUGGCACGCGCCCAAAAGCACGGCCUCGGCGGACCCUUCCGCCUGCUGGUCUUCCUGGGCGCCUUCAACGAGACCGACCCAGCCUCGUGGGACACCGAGUUCAACUGUGUCGGGCGCGUGUCGGUGCUCGGGCGAGACGCGGCGACCACGGCAUGCAGCAAGUGCCGGGCCGACGCGGCUGAUGAGCUGGUGGUUUCGGGCACGGUGCCGCUCACGUCGGCGCUGCUGCAGGAUAUUAUGGGUAUUGGCGAAGGAGAGGAAGAAGCAGGAGAAAGAGGGCUGAGGAGUUUGGACCCGGAGGAGGUGGUGCCGUAUCUCAGGGAGAGGCUGAAGUGGAAGGUGACUAUGUUUAAGAAUGGGGAGGAGAAGGACGUGGCGGCAGUGCCUGGGUUGAAGGUCAGUGUUGCGUCGACGAGGGUCACCAUUGGCGAGGAUGGCCUGCCGAGAUAUAGUGGUGAGUAUACCGUCUGGCCGGAGGUUACGGAGGGGAAGCCGGCGGGGUUGUGUGCUGGGGAGCAUGUGUGA
Chaetomium strumarium is the source of this 2407-nucleotide messenger RNA. RefSeq lists its product as uncharacterized. Bases 464 to 2407 code for a protein of 647 amino acids. The record is from RefSeq and is a predicted model, not a curated record. Gene Ontology annotation, molecular function: tyrosinase activity. Lineage: Eukaryota; Fungi; Ascomycota; Sordariomycetes; Sordariales; Chaetomiaceae. The transcript has 5 exons.